Molecule: messenger RNA, 1005 nt
Organism: Notolabrus celidotus (New Zealand spotty)
Lineage: Eukaryota; Metazoa; Chordata; Actinopteri; Labriformes; Labridae
Product: GTPase IMAP family member 7-like
Exons: 1
Coding region: 1-1005 (334 amino acids)
Molecular function (GO): GTP binding
Source: RefSeq, a predicted model, not a curated record
AUGUUUCUCAUAGGUUCUCAAGAACCUGAGAAAUUCAUUUCACUGACACAGCAUCAUAUUUGUCUUUCAGAAUCAACAAGAAGGAUAGUCGUCCUGGGAAAAACUGGAGCUGGGAAGAGCAGCCUCGCCAACACCAUUUUUGGAGAGAGGUUGUUCAAGAUCGACACCACAGCCAAUUCUGGUACGACCCAAUGUGAGGCGAAAACAAAGAUUGUCAAUGGAAGAGGCAUUGUGUGGGUCGACACCCCCGGGUUCUUUGACACGAAGAGAUCUGAUGAAGAGAUGAAGCCUGAGAUAGUGAGGUGUAUCACAGAGUGCGCUCCUGGGCCUCAUGUCUUCCUCAUCGUGCUUAAAGUGGAGAAGUUCACCGAGCAGGAGCAGGCUGUCAUUGAAAAGCUGCAUCAGUAUUUCUCAGAGGAAGCUUUGAAAUACGCCGUAGUUCUCUUUUCACAUGGCGACCAGCUCAGUGAGGGAGAGAAGAUCGAGCAGUUCGUAGGACAAUGUGAAGGUCUGAGAAAUCUGGUGGAGAAGUGCGGAGGCCGGUGCCAUGUUUUCGAUAACAGAUACUGGAAGAAAAACCAGGAGGAUGAAUACAGAAACAACCAGGUCCAGGUGGAAGAGCUGCUCAAAACUAUAGAUGAGAUGAUCCAAGUGAACAAAGGAGGCUGCUAUACCAAUGAGAUGCUGCAAGGGGUGAAAAGAGACAUACAGCAAGAAGAAGCGGACAUCAGACAAUCGUCUGCAAACAAGUCACCAGAGGAGAUUACACAAAAGGCCAAAGCCAAUGUUUUUGGAAAGCAGAUGUUGAAAUUUGCUGGGGUUACAACAGGGGCGGUCCUAGGAGCAUUUCUUGGUGGAGCAAUGAAAUUAAUGAGCCAAGGGGGACCAACAGUGGCACUGGUGGCAGGCAUAGCAUUAGGGACAGCGGCAGGAGUAGCAGCAGGGGUGGAUGUAACGGGUGGAGCAAGAGCAAAGGUGCAAACUCCUUCUAGGGAUGGUGUUUAG